GGAGACCUAGUGGGAAGCUAAAGGUUGUUGGUGGUUGUUUGACUUAGCCAAGCAAAGAUGGCAGAGUACUUGGCAUCCAUUUUUGGGACAGAAAAAGAUAAGUGAGUACUUCAUAUUCCCUUACUUUUCGUUCAGUAUAUUUCACACGCCUUUAGUUACCGCCAAAUCCUGCCUCGAUGUGGGAAACGAUUACCAUUGCAAGAUUUAGGACAGGUGUGAGGAUGUGUCAGUAAGCUAACAGCUAGUCCUAGCUGCUGGUCGCCAAAGACCGCGCCGCCCCCUCUGCAUGCUGCAACACGGGGACCGAAAAGUGCGGGGAUGAUCCUGAGCACGAUUUUAUCAAGAGUCUUUUCUUCUGAAUGAAAAUGACCAAAUUUACCUUUUAAACUUAAGAUGGUUAUGGAUAACACACUACUAACGCAAAGCAUGAAGUAGAUCAGCGCCGGUUUCUUCAUGAACCCUAUUGUAGUCUUUGUUACAUCGAGGAAUAUUGAAACGAUCGGAGAAUCACAAGAAAGCUGUUUACUUUGUUAUUAUGGAAGCAAAAUAUCCACUAAACCCUAAUUCUUAAUCAUAUCGACUAAGUUUAAUCUCAGACAGAUGUAUGAAUGAGGAUACCUUUGUAUUUAAUGGCAGCGUCUUCAUGCUUUUACGACUGUAAAAAUUAGGGGUGGGAGAAGAAAAUCUAUUCACUAAAGUAUCGCGAUUUUUUGUUUUACAAAUUUUAAAUCGAUAGUUUUAUUCAAGAAUCGAUUGUUUUUUCCAAAUUUAAGAAUAAAUCUUCAAAACUGACUCACAUUUGAUGUUAAUUUUUUGUGAAAAUAUGGUUCCUGAAAUAGUCAGUACACAAUCAUACUCAUUUAACUGUUUCAUUGGUGUAAUACAUGCAGACUAAAAAUCGAGAAAAUCGACAAUAUCGUGGAAUCGCAAUUUAAAUUAAAUCGGCAUCCAAAAAAUCGUAGAAGAAUCGGAUUGGGAGAAAAGCAUAUCUUCCCAGCCCUACUGAAAAUAUGGAUUUAAAACCUCUUUUCUCUUGUAAACGGUCUUAUUUCUCACUAAGAUUUAAUGAUUUUUUUCAAUAUGAUUUUUUUAAUUGAGUUUUAUAUAUAACCUUUUUCUGAACAGUACAAUAGCAUUAAGAAAAGAUAUUACUUUAAUUGUCCCAUAAGGGGAAAUUCCAAAAUGAUAUAUGAUAUGUGUUGAAGUUGGAUUCAAUGAGGCAAAAAGGUGUCUUCAACCAUCCUUUUAUUUCGGCACAGCAACUAAUACAAGAUAUAUCUUGGAGAGCACAACAUCAACCCAAUGGUAUCUCUGAGGUAGCCUGGAUGGGCCAUCCUGUUGCGUGAAUCACUUGAUGUUCCUUCCCACCACAGUCUGGACUUCGGCCCAUAGAGAACGUGUAUUCAAAGUCUGCUGACGUCUUCUGCAUAUAUAAACAAUUUCUGCUGACUUUGCAGAGUCAACUGCAGUAUUAACGGCGUUCUGAAUGAACGGGGCUUUGAAAAGUCCCGCAGCAUGUGUUAGACGUCACCACUACACAUGGAACAAUCGGGGGCUGCCUUUCCCUGUUGUCCGGGUAACAGUGGAAACACGGUCUCUGAUUGGCCCGGUUAUUUUCUGAUCGGGAAUACACACUCUCUAUGGGCCGAAGUCCAGACUGUGGUGGGAAAGAACAUCAAGUGAUUCACGCAACAGGAUGGCCCAGCCAGGCUACCUCUGAGGUGGUCUGAAUACUAUUUUUCAGUAGUUAACAUUUAUACACUUGAGGCAUCUCAUGAUCUUUAUGGGCAGAGAGUUUACAUAAACAGCAGUCCCCAGUGUUUUUUCCACGGACAAACAAGCAUGUAUUCUUGUUUUUUUUUUUUUUACCUGACCGAAACCGUGGUUUUGGGAAAGUUGACCUUGGAUGCACACAGUACCUCUCUCCUCUUUAUCUUAUUUGCAUCAUGUUCUCCGUGCUUUCACUGAGUUCCCACUGAGCAGACUGCUGGGUAUGCAAACCCUCCCUGUACACCUCCACAUCUUCUCAGGACAGAGUGGUAUUCCUCCCUCAUCCUGUUGUUCACAUCUCUGAGUUGCACCUGCACAUCUGUUAUGAAAGGCACAUCAUUAUCUAAGGCAUGUGUCAAGGUCAUAGACACGUGAUGAUUAUAAGGAACACUUCUAAUAAAUGACUGUUAAGGCAUCAUAGCAGAACAGUUUAAAACUAUACUUACCAACACUUGGCACUUCUAGGCAUAAGCUAAACCCUUUCUUUACUGAGAGUCUCUCUUCUAUACAUUGUGACACAGUGAUCAAUUGCCUCCAUGUUAGCUUUAAACUUUCUAUCUAACUCAUCAGUACAUGUCCGCAAUGGGCACACAACAUAAUGUAAACACAAUAAUGUAAACACAAUAAGAAAACAGUUAAUCACCUAAAACAAUGACUAAAUGAUUGCCAUGACAUAUGAGUUCCCAAAUAUGGUAUCAUCACAUCACAUAAUUUAUCACUAUCCUCAUUCUUGCAUGGUGUUGCCGUAAUAACAUGAACUCCUUAUACAUUUGUACACCAACACAAGAAAAAACUAUAAUUUACUGGCUUUUAUCCAAAUGCCCCUCUAGAUCCUUAAAUUGAAGGACACUUUUCUUUCCUUCACCUUGUCCACACCCUUUCUCUGUGUCCUGACUUUUUAUCGGUAUAUGUAAAAUUUUUCUUAGUAAACCAUCCUGUAGUUAUCAAAGAGCCAAAAUGUCUUAAAUUUUGGUUUCAACAAGCUUGAAAAUGAGAACAUUUUAUUAAAAAGGCUGUAGCCCUAGCCCUUGAAAGCAUGCAUGUUGGUGGACAACUACAGUUAAAGAAGACAACCACCUCCCCUGCCCAGUCUUCUGGCUCUCUCAGUUUAUUGUGCUUUUUUUCUAGAAAAAAAAAAUGUUUUUGGCACCGAGACAUAAUUUUAUAUAUUGGAGGAAAGAAUCUCCACAAUGUUUUUCAAGUCUUGUGAAAAAAUUUGCAUUUGUCUACUAAUCAGGUUAUCUGUUAAUCAAAACAUUGUGACACCUCAUACCUACAUCUUUCCCCCUCUCCUCUCACCUCAGGGUCAACUGCUCCUUUUAUUUCAAAAUUGGCGCCUGUCGACAUGGCGACCGCUGCUCCAGACUACAUAACAAGCCUACGUUCAGCCAGGUAAGUUUAUGAUUCCAAUAGAGAUGGACCAGUAAGGGGAUGCUGUAUGCACCAGUGAAUUUAAAAGGAAUGAAUUGGCAGAGUAAGAUCUGAAAGGACGAGUGAAUGUCUUUGACUUUGUAUUAAUGUUAGAGGUUUCCAAAUGUCACAGUUAUCUUCAAAUGACGCUUAUACUAGUCAGGCUGUAAACUUCAGUAUCACGUGACAGCGUUACAGUGUAGAGGAUAAAAAAGUAAUUAUUAAGAUGACUGUGAGUGUUUUCAGUGUUGUAGAGAGGUUUUCAUGAAAGUUUGUUUUUUCAGGUUUUGUUUGAAAUAGAAUUUUGUACUAAACUGUUACAUUUCUUUUCCAUUUUUUUCCUCUUCCUUUUGAUAAUAAACCAAAUAAAAAUAUCCUACAAAUGAAUAUUCUUGUUUUUCAGACGAUUGCCCUCCUGAACAUUUACCGCAACCCUCAGAACAGUGCCCAGUCUGCUGAUGGUCUGACCUGUAAGUGCUCUACCAAUAAAACGGAUCCAUUUUCUUUAUUUUUCUUAUACACCUUUAUUUUCUUCUUUUCUUUUCCUCCUAUUUUUGCAGCAACAACUUGGAGAAAAAUUGUAUAAAACUGCACUUGUGACUUGUAAUUACUUUUAUUGAGAAUUUUAUUAACUAUUAUUCAAAUGUCAGUCUGAUGUUUGGAUGUUUGGAUUUUUUACAGGAUUUCAUUUUGCGACUGAAGUGAAAAUUUUUGUCAUUUUCUAAAAAAAAUGUCGACAGUUUCUUUAAAAAACAGGAAAAAAAAUGUACACAAGGUAGAUCUUGUAGCAGUGGUUAAUAUGGACUAUGCCAACAGUCAACUUACAUGCAAACAUUUAUGUAUAACAACAUUAAAAUUGGGGUUCAAUCGCAUCUGGUAGAUUGGCUGUGCUUAUACCCACCUUUUUAUUUUAACUUUUUCUUUUUUCCUAAGAAAUCUUAUACUUUACAUGUUGAAAUUAAGAGUGGUUCAAAUCAGGCAGCCCUGUCUUUAUAGAUAAGACAUCGUAUGUAAGCACAUGGUGGGUGGAGUUGCUGCCGGGAUUUCUGAUGUGUAAAAUUCUUGUCAUGGAGACCCGAGAUAACACUUCAUUUGUACUGACCGUUGAUCACUCAGCUCUUUUCGAGGAAUCAGUCUCAUGUUGGUCUGGUUUUGAACCGGACAGGCCUAAAUUGAAAGUGAGGCUAACUGUCCAGAGUUUGUUUUUUUGCUCAAUUUGUCCUUAAUGUAAUGUGUUGUUUCAAUGAGUAUUCUCUCGUAUAAACACAGGUGCCAUCAGUGACAUGGAGAUGCAGGAGCACUAUGAUGAGUUCUUUGAGGUAAUUCAUGCCUCUUUAUUGUUUGUGUAUAGCAGGAGGACUUUAGACCAUAUAUGCCCUCUCUAUAUUGUCAAACAUCAGAGCAUCAGAGUGGGAUGAUUGUACUGUUUUGCAUUUGUGGACGUAACAAAAUUGGUUUUGCUAAAUUCACCCUGAAUGCUGCAGAGAUUUAGGGGGUUUAAACACGAAAGGCAUUGAUUGGCUACAGGCAAAGUUGUGUCUAUGUUCUCAUGUAAACCUCUCCCAAGCAGUGACUUAAAUAAAUAGCAUAAUACUCUUUAUUAUUGAACUGCAACUCAACAUUGUAAUAAGUUUGUCAGUACGUUUGACCAAACUUACGUUUUUCUACCAUCUAUGCAGGAGGUCUUCACUGAGAUGGAGGAAAAGUAUGGAGAAGUGGAGGAAAUGAAUGUCUGUGACAACCUUGGCGACCACUUAGUAGGAAACGUGUAUGUGAAGGUGAGUGUGCGAAGUUUUUUUUUUUUUCUCUGGAUCACGAGUUAGUAAGUUUCCAACUGAGCUAAUCUGUCAUUUUUAGUUCCGUUACGAAGAAGACGCUGAGAAGGCUGUGAUAGACCUGAAUAACCGGUGGUUUAAUGGACAGCCGAUCCAUGCUGAGCUGUCUCCCGUUACAGACUUCAGAGAAGCCUGCUGUCGUCAAUAUGAAAUGGGGUGAGUGCUGCUUUAUAUGUAAGGACAGAGUUGAUACGGAUAUAUUUUAAACUUAAAGCAGUGCCACACAUGUCAGAAAAUCAAAAGUCUGAGUCACAUGCUAGAUUUACGUGCUGCAUUUAUCAUUUUAAGGACCAUUUCUCCUUCUUUGCUCACUGUUUCUGCCCCUCCAUAGAGAAUGCACUCGUGGUGGCUUCUGCAACUUCAUGCACCUGAAGCCCAUCUCACGUGAACUUCGGAGAGAACUCUAUGGCCGAAGGAGGAAGGGGUAAAUGACCUCUGCAUUCCAGUAUUAUGUGAACCUAGCAGUGUAGUUGUUUAGUAACAGUUCCUGACUGCUCCUCAAUCACUUUCACAGCCGACACAGGUCCCGGUCCCGUUCUCGAGAGAGGAGGUCUCGCUCACGGGACAGAGGUCGAGGAGGUGGCCGUGACCAUGAGAGACGCCGCUCCAGAGACAGAGAGCGUUCAGGGCGGUUCUGAAACCCAAGUCGUGCCCACCUGUCCUUUCUACCUGCAUUCGUACCCAGUCAUUUUUUUAAGUUUAUACUUUUCAAGAUUUUUUCUAGGACUGAAAGGUACCUGUAGCCUGAAAUUAAAGCAUUGCUGAACCUGUUUUUUCUUGAUUUCUAAAAACGACCUUCACCACAUUAAAAUGACAUAUUUACUUAACCUGACUGCUUCAUUGAAGUCUUCAUAUUACAAGGAAAUAUAAUCAA
Xyrichtys novacula (pearly razorfish) is the source of this 5889-nucleotide messenger RNA. Lineage: Eukaryota; Metazoa; Chordata; Actinopteri; Labriformes; Labridae. The record is from the annotation of a GenBank genome assembly.